This is a messenger RNA of Puma concolor (puma), 876 nucleotides long. RefSeq names its product carboxyl-terminal PDZ ligand of neuronal nitric oxide synthase protein. Lineage: Eukaryota; Metazoa; Chordata; Mammalia; Carnivora; Felidae. The record is from RefSeq and is a predicted model, not a curated record. Gene Ontology annotation, molecular function: nitric-oxide synthase binding.
GGAGGUGACACUCCCAAAGCGGUCGGUCACUACAUAAAAUGUGUCUCUCUCUUGUUUGUUUCCCACCUGCUUUCCGAGCCCCUUUCUCGGACAGUGGACCACAGCAUGUUCGAGAACUUGAAUGCGGCCCUUCCUCCAAAGCUGCAGCCCGGCUGCUCCCUCCCCCACCUGUCCAGGCUGACGGCCCCCGGCUCUGCCGCCCCGGGGUCUGCGGAGCCUGGGGGGCCGGGGCUCCGGGUGGGUGGCAGCCAGCACCUCAAGAACCUGGGCAGAGCCGUGGGGGCCAAAGUUAACGACUUCCUGAGGAGAAAAGAGCCCUCGAGCCUGGACGGUGCGGGCGCCAUGGAGAUCAACAGGCCGGCGGGGGCGCGGCUGAACGGCGGGGCCGUGGAGGCUGACAGGUCAGCCCUGCAGGACGCGUUCCCUCGUCUGGACCCCCCGCCUCCCAUUACCAGGAAGCGAACCCCUCGUGCCCUGAAGACCACGCAGGACAUGCUGAUCUCGCCGCAGCCAGUCCUGAGCAGCCUGGAGUACGGGACAGAGCUGCCUCCUGGGCAGCCCCGGGAACCCCUUCCCGCCGCCCAGCCUGACGUUCCCGCGGAAACGGCAGAGAGGGGCGAGGCUCUGCCCAACGGAGAGGUCUCCCUGUCAGUGCCCGACCUGAUCCACCAGAACAGCCAGGACGAACCCAAACCGAAGAUAACUGAGUGCAGAAGGGCCUCCUCCCCUGGCCUCCUCGAGAGGAACGGCCUCAAGCGCAGCCUGAGCCCCGUCCGCCUGGCCCAGCCGCCGGAGGACAGUGGCCCCCCGCCUCGGGCACGGACCUCCAGCCUUGACAAUGAGGGCCCGCACCCAGACCUGCUGUCCUUUGAGUAG